AUGAAUAAUAGGAUUCGGUAAAACAACUUUACUCAAAAAAAUUAGUAAUAAAAAUCUAGAAACAAAUCUGGGAGGACUCAAGAUACUAAAGAACCAAAUAUCAGUCACAGUGCUUAUGGGAAAGGAUUUCUAUUGUUAGAUGCACCUGGAUUUUGUUGUGAUUGUAAAUAACUAAAUAAUUGCAUUGGAGUAUUAAAAUCUAUAACAGAUGAACCUAUAAACUAACUGCUUGUUGUAGUUAAUUUUCAUUAAUACACUAAAAAGGAAUUGAAAAGGAUUAUAAAUAUUUUCAAAAGAUAUAAGGAUAUUAUUACAGUAGUUGUUACUUAUUUUCAUCAUUCUGAUGAUUAACAUUAAACUAGAGAAAAAAUUAUUGUAAAGUAAAUAGAAGUCGAAUCAGUGAUAUUUAAUUAUAAAAAUACAUCAGGAGAAGAGCUUUGCAAUUAGAUCUAUAGAAUAAAUUCUAAUUCAAAAUAAGGAAGGAUAUUUGAGUUAAAAUAAACAGAACUAUUUCGUAAUUUUACUCUGUUUAAUUAAAUGAUGACAUAUUUGAAAAAUUCGAUAAAUGCAAAAUAUUAACUUAUGGUUUAGAUUUAAGACAUCUGGAGAAAAGUUCAAAAAGUAAUUGAAGAUUUUCCAAUUACUCAUUCGAAAAUUUCAGAGUUAGCACAUUUAAUAAUAUUAUAUAUCAAAGAUAAAGUUUUUUUAUUUAAAGAAAAGAGGAUCGACUUAUUUGAAGAAAUAUAGAUAAAACCCUGUAAAAAUUAAAAAUUAAUAUCUUUAUUAUUACUACAUACAAGUUCUCAAUAUAAAGAAUUAUAAAUUUAAGCAGAUAUUGAGAUUAAGAAUUGUUUAUCUUUACAAAUUUAGUGUACCAUUUAUUAUGUAUUAUAGAAAAUGUAAUAAGGUGGGUUUUCAGAUAUUAAUUUUAUUAAAUAAUGUCCUUAUUGUGGAGAAAUUUGGAUAUAGCCAAAUAAAUUUGAGGGUUUAAUAUUUUGUGGAUCAUCAAAACCUAAAGAAAUUUAUCUUCAAAAAAUAUUUUAAAUAAAAAUGUUAGGCUGCGGGAAGUAAUUGUGA
This is a messenger RNA of Paramecium pentaurelia, 1077 nucleotides long. The record is from the annotation of a GenBank genome assembly. Lineage: Eukaryota; Ciliophora; Oligohymenophorea; Peniculida; Parameciidae.